Molecule: messenger RNA, 809 nt
Organism: Macroventuria anomochaeta
Lineage: Eukaryota; Fungi; Ascomycota; Dothideomycetes; Pleosporales; Didymellaceae
Product: HET-domain-containing protein
Exons: 1
Coding region: 146-619 (157 amino acids)
Source: RefSeq, a predicted model, not a curated record
AGCUAUUGGCUGGAAUCAAUCGGGACUAUAUAGUAGAAGGGGAUAGCAGUGAAGGGUUGGGAAAGCAAACCGAGCUAACCAAAUGAGCUGGACAAUCAGUGCAGUGGACCGUUAGCAAACACUGCAACGGACCGCUAGCAAACAGAUGGCGAUCGGUGGAUAUCUUCACUCCUUCCGACACCCUGUUAUCGCGAUGGAUCUCAAACUGCUCUACGCAACAUCUUCGGUCAAUGCUGGGUUCAGUCAAGGCUUUCUCCCGACCCGCUUCCUCCGAAUCAAUAGCAGCCAAGAACCGUCGACAUAUAGUUUGGUCCUGAGGGAGGAGUAUCCACCCGAUACGCAGUAUACAGCUUUGUCGUAUUGUUGGGGCACUGGUUUUGCCAUGAACAGUCUACAAUUGCUCAACUCGGCCAUUGCUUCCUUACGUCAGGAAGGGCCAGUGGAUAGCUUACCAGAAGCCUUCCGUGAUGCUAGGCGAGUAAUCACAUACAUCAGCGUGCAUUAUCUCUGGAUCGACAGUCUUUGCAUAUUCCUAGACUCUGUAGAAGAUUGGAAAAGAAGCAUCGACCAUGGCGGGUGUAUGUCGCAAUUCGCUCCUAAUCGUCUCCGCAGUUUCUAGUGCCAAUGCGGAGGCUGGGUUGUUUUACUACCGAGACGUUGCGCAAGUAGCGUCAACGGUGCUCAAAACUCCAUUGUUAGGUAGCGGUGAUAGGAGAAUGUUCCGAGACAGUCGGGCGAAAUGUGCUGGGUGGCAAGAGUCGUGGUUUGUUAGCGGAGUUAAUACAAGACGAAACUGGUGUGUCAAAGAG